Messenger RNA from Colius striatus (speckled mousebird), 7012 nucleotides. It is a transcript of the gene KCTD5, whose product is annotated as potassium channel tetramerization domain containing 5. The record is from RefSeq and is a predicted model, not a curated record. Gene Ontology annotation, molecular function: cullin family protein binding. The transcript is spliced from 8 exons. Bases 54 to 881 code for a protein of 275 amino acids. NCBI's taxonomy places the organism in Eukaryota, Metazoa, Chordata, Aves, Coliiformes, Coliidae. Gene Ontology annotation, biological process: protein homooligomerization; proteasome-mediated ubiquitin-dependent protein catabolic process. Gene Ontology annotation, cellular component: Cul3-RING ubiquitin ligase complex; cytoplasm.
GAGGUGCGCCCGGGGACCUGUAGCUGGAGCGGACGCUUCCGGUGGCGCUGAGGAUGGCGGCGGAGAACCACUGCGAUUUCCCGGUUCCCGCGGUCGGCGGCCUGGGCCUGGGCGGCGCGGGCGGGCCCUGCCGCCGCUGCAGCUCAGCGCCGCCGCCCGGCGCGGUGCCCGGCAAGUGGGUCCGGCUGAACGUAGGGGGCACCUGCUUCCUGACCACUCGGCAGACGCUCUGCAGGGACCCCAAGUCCUUCCUCUUCCGCCUUUGCCAGGCCGACCCUGACCUGGACUCGGACAAGGAUGAAACAGGUGCCUAUUUAAUAGACAGAGACCCGACUUACUUUGGGCCAGUGCUGAACUAUCUCAGACAUGGGAAACUGGUUAUUAACAAGGACCUAGCUGAGGAAGGUGUACUGGAAGAGGCUGAAUUCUACAAUAUCACAUCACUAAUAAAACUGGUAAAGGACAAAAUAAGAGAAAGAGACAGCAAAAUCUCACAGGUCCCAGUCAAACAUGUGUACAGGGUGCUGCAGUGCCAGGAGGAGGAACUCACUCAAAUGGUUUCCACAAUGUCCGAUGGCUGGAAAUUUGAACAGCUUGUCAGUAUAGGUUCCCAGUACAGCUGUGGCCGGGCCCAGCAGUCAGAGUAUCUGCUGAUAGUAUCACGGGAAGUGAAAGGGGAAGAGAGAUGCUUCCAGAAAUGCUGCAGUGAGCUGGUCAGUAUUGGUUCUUCCUAUAACUAUGGCAAUGAAGAUCAGGCUGAAUUUCUGUGUGUUGUCUCAAAAGAAUUGCAUAACACUCCCUAUGGCACAACCAGUGAACCCAGUGAAAAAGCAAAGAGUGAGGAUGAAGAAACGGAUUACGAUAUGAAUGACUCAGAUUAAGUGUAAAUGUCAUGAUUUUGCAAGAACGAGGUUCCAGGAUGUGAAGACAGUAUUGAAUGGUGACAUUUUUUUCUCUUUCAUUCCAAGAUGCAGUGAAUUGUCACACUGAAGAGGCUUGGCUGCAAAAGAAAAAAUCUGAUUUAGACAAUUUUCUGUUGAUCUGGGUUCAACCAUAUUUGCCUAUAAGCUGGUGUGAACUGGCUGAAAGCAUUGCAAGAUUACACAAUGGGAAUAGAUGAUGUGGGAGUGUGUGUUAAGUUUUGGUUGUAGUGCAUGGUUGUACUCUCUUGUGGGCUGACUGACACUGGUCAUUUGAAAAGAAAUGACCAUGCACUCAUAUUUUUUCCUGAGACAUGUAGCACUUAAUGUCUGGUGCUGGAUGACCCAGUGUUGAUCAGUUUGGAGAUGUUUUCCUACUUAUCAUUGUAAACAUUUAAAGGACAAUGUAAUUGGUGCUACACACACACACACACACACACAUACACAUACAUUACAGCCCACAAAUGCAAAUAUUUGGGCCUACAUUGUUUCAGACUCAGUGGCAGCCCCACUUGACCCGUGUUAUACUGCACAUUCCUUAUGGCUCUGUGACAUACUCUAUUACGUAGUAACAGCCUAGGAGAUAACUGAAACUAGCAUGUAAAAAGUUACACGUCAGACAAAAAGUUUCCCUAAAGGAAGGAUGUACAUAUUGACUGGAUUUAUGGCAUAUUUUAAUACCCAAACGGAAGACUAAACUCAGAGAAAAUGGCCUUCAUCUGAGUUAUUCUUGAUAUUUCUUCUGUUAAAACAGUCUCCUCCUGCAGAAGUUAUGCUCCAGUCUUAGCCAGAUGUUUGGAAGGGGAAUCAAAAUUCACUUAAAAUGAACAACUGAACAUACUGUUUCUCUUGAGAUGUUUGUAUUCAUAUGUGUGUUUGUGCUUUUAUAAAAUGCCUGUAAGCAUUGAACUCUGUGGAUUAUGGUAGAAUUUUUCAAGAGAUGGAGGCUGUGCAGAAAUAUGGCUGGUUAGUCCUAGAUCCCAUAUCUCUACACCUAGAAUUAAAAUCAACCUUGAGUUUGUCAAGUGGAUGAGCUUGUGCUCAAACUCAAUUCCUUCAGACAUUCAGGAUACCUGUAAUCAAUCUUUGCCCUUCUAUACUGUUUCAAUUAUGCAGUUAAAGAACACUGUUUGAAAACAUCUGGUGUGGCUUUAUUAGUUUAUCAUUGAUGAAGGCUAAUACACAAGACUGGAGCUUUUUAAUACACUAUAUUUUGAGCUAAAUCUUUAGCACAUCUUUAAAACACUUAAUGAAAUUGACAGUAUAAAACUUGGCUUCAUUGACUUAUGAAGGCAGUGGAAGGGAGUUUUAAAAAGAUACAUGAUUGUUUUGAAUUCUAAAGACAUCGUGGUUUUCAUUCUCAGCAGCUUCAGAAUUUAUGCAUAUACUCCAGGUAAUCCUUUACACAAAAGCCUGAUUUUCAAACACCCAGGGUCUACUCUUUUUUUUUCUUUUUUUUUUUUCUCUUUUUGUAAAGGACUUCUUAUAUACAUUGAUAAAAGUUUGGCAGAAACAAUUUGUAAAAACCGUUUCUACUAAGCAAGUUAAGCAAUGGGCUAAAUGUUCUGUCCAUGCAUCUAAUGCUUGAAAGGGUUUGUAAUGCAUUUUGUGACUUGGAUGUGGUCUGCACAGGAAGCUGCUGGCCCCUCCACAACAACAUAUAAAAUGUUUGUCUUUUUUUAAGGUGUUAAGACUGAAUUGAAUUUACUAAAAAAAUGUAAUUGUGUAGGGGGAAAUGUUUAUACUUUUUAUACUUUUUUAGGCACCCAUAUUUUAUCGGCUUAAAUUUAGCACCCAAAUUUCCCAUAAAUAGUAGCAGAUUCUCUUGUGUAUCUGAAAAUAAGAAUAACAGUUGUCUGUGUUAACUGCAUAUUAAAAAAUUUCCUCUGCUGCAGUAGUCACUGUGUUUUUAAACAGUAUGACUCCACAGAAUUCUCUGAGCUCCCCAGCUCAUGGAAUUGCAGCCAAUCAUGUUUCUUGUUUUCUUGAUGUGCUGUACAGAGUAAUUUGGCAUUGGCCUAAGCAUAUUUUAUUGCCUAAAAUACCUGUUUUGCAGUGAUCCUUCUGAAUCAGAAUUUCUGUUAUCUCUGUUAUUUAACCCCAAAAAGACAGAAUAUUGUAUUUCACAAAGGAAAUUUUCAAGAAUGACAGCAGCAAAGCAUGAGUAACAAACUGAGCAAAGUGAACAAAUUUAGAAUAUGUAAAAGCAUGGGUUUUUCUAAGUGUGUUCUUUUCACUGGAGUAUUUUCAGUUUAAAAACCAUUAUUUUAUAAUGAGAUUACCUGCAAUCUAGUUUACAUUGUAUCCCUGUUGUAGCAAAUUUGGGGGAAAUGAGUCCUUAAUCAUUUUGCACUUUGUUUCCAAUACCUCACAAAGAUUUUAAGAAAGAAAAAAAAAGAGCUAAUAUUAAUAGGCAGGUACCUUGUAAAUGAUUUUAAAUAUGCUGUUGUUUGAAUCCACCUGAACUAACUGCUUUCCUGUUCUUGCUAAUGACAUUAUUGCUUUAAUUUUUGUGAACAUGUGAGACUUCCAGAUAGAUGGAAGUGCUACAAUAUACCUUUUUCAAGGCAUUCAGAAUUGAUCCCUAAAUCAAUUUGAUUUCUUUUUAUUUGACUCUUGUAAUUUCAAAUAAAGUUAGCUACUUUAACAAGGUAAUUAAAGUCCAGUCUACAUCACUAGGUUUUGCAAACAUUGUUUCAUCUGUUAAGAUGUUGCAGUAUGAGGUAAUGUACCUAUAGAGCUAAAACUGGAGUCCUUUGUUUCUUUUCUGUAAUUUGGAGAGUAUUUACCUCAAGAGAACUCCCUGUGAUUAAGUCAGGUGGGUUUGCUAAGGGGCUGUAGUUGAAAAGCUUUUUUUACUGCAAAAGCCUUUGACAUGAACCCUGGAUUUAUACAGCACCUCUAUUCUUCAAUCAAAACAGUAUUCCAGUUCAGAAUUUAAGAUCCUGAGCACAAAGAGAUCAUAGCAGAAGGAAAUAAAGCAGGAAGAGAGAGAUAGCAAAACAUAAGUUAAUCAAGGUGACCUCUCAUGAAAAUGUAAAGUCCAUGAAAGGUUUAACUUUCUGCUCUUUUGUUAUAUGAAUAUUCAGUGAAGUUGUUAGGUGCGUUGUCCAUGGAACAGAAGGUUACUUCAGCAGAUGAUUAGUGGAUUUUCAGUUAUAUUGUUUAAAGGCUUUUAACGUGACAAACUUCUUGCAAAACAUGUUUAAAAACUGAGAAGUUGAAAUUUAUCAUAGCAAUUUCUUGCUUUGAGUUAGGAAAUAGCAUACUUUGGCUUUAAGUUGGCUUUAAAUGUCAUCAGAGGCUAAUUUUCUGUAUUGGAGUUGACAUUUUCAUGUUAAUUGUUUCUGACUUUUUCAGGCAGUGCUUAAAUUUCAGUUUACCUGCAACGAACACAAGUCAUUUUGAGGCCUCUAAGACAUGAUUGCUUCCUGGUCCAUAAUAACUGUCCAAAAGUAUAAUCUGACUCUGCAGUUCCCACAGUAAAUGUUUGGUUUGUUUAUUUUUGUUUACAAAAGACAGCAGUUUACUGGGAAUUUUCUCCCACUUCCUGUGGGGUUUUCAUUAAUUAUGGCAAAUUGUCAUUUGUUAUUCCACAGUAAUUAAUUUUAUGUUAAAGGACUGAUGGUAUUUAGAAGCUUAUAUUGACUCUCUACUAAACUUUCAGUCCUCAGAAUCAUAUACUUAGAAUAUUUAGAAAAUGUACUGUUUUUUCAAACUCAUAUAGUUUCUUGUAGAGAUAAAAGUUCUUUUCCAUCCAAUUUUUUUGUCUUCAGAUUUUCUUUAGAUGAUAGCCAUGUUGCUCCAUUUCUAGCUCUGUGAAUGCACACUACUGAAUUAUUAGAAACAGGAGUAUUGAAUCAAUCUCCUUUUUCUCUUGAGAGGCUGGGUUUUUUUCAGGUGAAAAAAAUAUAAACUUCUAGCAGGUUAAACAAAAGAAAACGUGAUUGCUAACAUGCUUAGGGAACAGGUCUGUUGUGUAGGAUGAUAGUGUUUCCAGAAAACUGGUUCUGAGAACAGAACACUAUUCUGUGAACAUCUGUUGAGAUUGUUGAGAGUUGUCAGUCUUUUUUCCAAGUGGUAGAGAGCUACCACCAGCAAAUUAACACACAUUGAUUACAAGUGGCUAUUUUUAUUAAUGUUACAAAAAUUAACUUCUAAUGAAAAAAAUGCAAUAAUAUCUGAAUGAAAUGAACUAGAAACUGGAUUAUAAUGUGUAUUGUCCAAUCAUUCAGAUAUACUGGAAUACAUUCUUCGAGAGUACUGAGGAAACCAAGACUGGUAUUUUCAUGGAGAUCAAAGUCAAGUGAAAGAGAGUCUGGAGAUGAAGCGUGGGAUUUUGUUCACUUGAGAUGUGAUAAAAUCAGGAAGCGUUAUUCUCCUAUUUUAUUCUCUCUCUCACCACAUUAAAAGCAUCUUUCAGGUUUUUCAAAGUAAUCAAUCAUCCCUGAAAGGUAGGGCCCUUGAAAAGAGAUGAGGUUUUGUUAUUAAUUGAACAGUACCCAUUAGCUCAUGAUGGUAGGAUUAAAACUUCCAGUUCUCAUUGGAAAAGUGUAUUUUGUAACAUAGCAAUUUUGAAAUACAUGUGGUCUGAGGAUGCUGCCUGUUACUCCAUUGUAGUUUAGACUGCAGUUGUCUCCAGCUUGAAGGGCAAUCUCAGGAUUUUAUCUGGGUUUGUGUGUAGAGUUAUUAAUUCUUAAAAUAGUAGAGAUAUUCAGUUUUUAAAAAAAAGAAAGUAGAAAGUUCUCUGAACUCAGUGUCAUAUAACUUUUCUUUCUUUUGGCUCACAACAAUCAGGAGCUGUGUUUAGAGGCUUCUUACUUAGGCUUUAAAGGGCUAAAUAGAGCUUAUUGUUCAGUUUGCUUAAAUGAGUGGCUGACAAAAGGAACUCUUUCCAUUUUCAGUGCAGAAGUUCUAAGGGCUAAAAUGUUUUCCAGGGCUAAUUUGAAGUUCCAGAGACAUAAAACAUUUAAAAAGCAGCUGGUCUAUUUUUGUUUCAAUUCACGGACUCUAAAAUAGUUUUUACAAAUGACUGAACUAAUUGCAGGUAUAAGUAUUCAUAUAUGGCUUGGAAUUUCAGUACCCCGCUUGGUAAGGAAUACAGUAGAGAAGACAGUACAGUUGCUUACCACUUUAUUGUUGCCUAUGCUGAAGUCUAACAACUUUUAUGAACAGCACUGGCAAUAGAGAGACUUUGUGGAAGAUUCUGCUCCAAGAAAUGGUUGUUAAAUACUUCAUUGCAAGUGGAUGGAAGGUGGCAGUAUGCUUUCCUUGCCUUAGAAAGCUAAGCCUGAAUUUUGACCUGACUUAACACCUGUUGAGAUUUCCAGGCCUGGUCAUCUGAAAUGUAACGAGUUGAUGCAUUUAUAUACAUGCUUCUUGCUCCUUUCGAAGAUUUUUCCAAAAGCUUAUGCACAACUUUACUCGAACUUAACUUGGCUCAUGUGUACUUGCUAGGAUGAAGCAAGUGCGAAGGCACUGUAAGGGAAAUGUUGCCAACCUGUCUACCUGGGACUGAAACAAGAUCACCAAACUGAAGGAGUAUCAAAUGGCAACUAUUUCCACCUGCUUCUGUGCUGAGCCUCAUCUGAGCCUAGCUAUGAAAAAUGUAUUUCCGAUGGACUCUCUAGGCUAACCUACCCAAUCUGAGAUGUUCUUUUAUUUUCCUUAUCCCACAAUUAAUGGGUCUCAAAAUUAGUUGUGCAUCAGAUGUUUCUGUUAAUAUCCAAGUGGCCAUACUUGCAACAUGUUAUUUCCUGGAUAGUGGAUUAGCAAUAACACUUUAUUUUGUGCCAAUUCAUUAUCUCUAAAGUGUUCUUACUGCAGCAAAGUUUGAGUUUUGAUCUGGUUUUAAUGCUUUUGCAUUAGCCAAAACUCUUAGCACAGACAUAGACAAGAAACUGAAUCCAUGGAAUUUCCCUGGAUAAAAAUAUGUUAGGGCUUCCCAAAUAAUUUGAAGAUGGUUACAAUUAACCAUCAUUUUUAAAACAAACAUGCAAAUAAAAUGUGUGUGGGUAUUUUUUUAACCUCCUUUUCAUAACACUAGCGUAUUGUAAACUGCAUGAAAUAAACCUGUUUUUUCCCCUUUUAAA